Molecule: messenger RNA, 1017 nt
Organism: Klebsormidium nitens
Lineage: Eukaryota; Viridiplantae; Streptophyta; Klebsormidiophyceae; Klebsormidiales; Klebsormidiaceae
Source: the annotation of a GenBank genome assembly
AUGGUAUUAAAAUCCGCUGCAUUCGCCUUUUGGGCGUUGAGUACGCUGGCCUGCCUCGCGUCCCCGGGUGCCGCCGCCGACCAGGCCUUCUCCUGGGGCAUCUCGGACGAGACCGUCCGUUUUGCGGGGCACGACUGGUUCGUGAAGGACUCCACUUCCGUCCCUCUUCAGCCCGGGCCGUGCUUCUGGAGCCCCACGAACGUGCGGAGCGACGCCACAGGCUUGCACCUGAGCGUGGACAAGGUUUCCUCGGGCGCCUGGAUGUCGAGCGAGGUCAUGAUCGACACGAGCUUCGGCUAUGGCAGGUACGAGAUAGAGGUCGACAAUCCGCUGGCUUCGCACGACGCAAACAUCAUCUUCGCGGCCUUUAUCUGGGAUGAGACGAACGGCGCUCAGUACAACGGCGAGAUCGACAUAAUCGAGGCGUCUCGCUUCGGCGACCCGUACAAUCCGUUCAACGCGCAACAAGUCAUCGCGCCUUGGAACUUAGAAGGCCGCAUCAACAGGUUUGCCAUUCCGGACGGCACGCCCAACGCCAUCCUCGCGGUGGAUUGGACCUCCUCCGACAUCGUCUUCCGCAACUUCGGGGAGGGGCCGAGAAACGGCGAGCCCGUCACUUUCGACGUGACCUCCUUCUCCUUCUCCCCGUCCAUCGGGUCCUCCGUGGUAGUAUUGCCCACGAACGCCACCUCUCCCGUUCCCGCCCCCUCCGAAGGCCCGCUCAAUGCGUCCGUCGCUCCUUCGAAUGCGCCCGUCGCGCUUUUGAAUGCAUCCGCCCCUUCGAUUGUGCCGGCCCCCGUAGACUCCACGAGUGCACCGACCGCGGUCCCCACGGCGCCCCCGUCUGCCGUCGUGCCAACCACCCCGACGAGGACUCCCACGCCCAUCGUGCUUGCCAACAGCCCGCUCCCGUCGAUCAUCCCGAGCCUGACGACCCUCGUGGGCUCGGCAGCGGGCAUGUCCGAAGCAUUCACAUCGGCGGGCAUCGUCUCCUCAUUGCUGGUGUUGCUGUGGUGA